UUAUAAAAAUGGUUACUAAAUCAUUGCUGUAAACACGUCGAGAUGGUUCUUAGUGUUUGUUUACUUCAAGGACGCGAUGCCGCUUUAUUAGGUAAUUCCUUUAGCAGUGGGAACCAUGCGUGAGGCUACAUGCAGAAGGGAGGAAAGCUAGUAAUGCUGCGAGGUGCUGACUUGUUCAAGAGAUUUGUUCAGUCACCAGCUCGAAGGGUCAUCAAGUAUGCAUUUGAGAAACAUCUUUUUGCAACAAAUGUUACAAUUUCACUUACAUUAUCAGGGGUGGGAGAUGUCCUGCAGCAGCAUCAUAACAUCAUCCAGCAGCAGCAGCACUCUUGGGACAGGGCUCGGACACGCCACAUGACUUGCACUGGUGUGACAGUGGGUGCUCUCUGUCAUCACUGGUAUGUGCUGCUGGACCGUCGCCUGCCAGGACGCUCACUGGCGGUAGUGUUAAAAAAGCUUCUGGUGGACCAGCUGUUGUUCUCUCCUGUGUGCCUCACUGUGUUCUUCUUGUCCCUGGGAUUGUUCCAGGGUGGUGACUGGAGCACCUUUGUCUCUGAUGUGCGGCACAAGAGCUGGCGGCUCUACGCAGCGGAAUGGCUUGUGUGGCCUCCAGCACAGUUGGUGAACUUCUAUCUGUUGCCUACCAAAUUCAGGGUCCUUUACGAUAACUCCAUCUCUCUUAUGUUUGAUAUUUACACCUCCCAUGUCUGUUAUGAUAAAAAGAUUGUGGAGGAUAACUGAUGUGAGUGUAUGUGUGUGUGUUUGAAUAUCCAUACUUUUGUGAGUUGUCUUGUGUACAUAUAUGGACAUUCCUUAUGAAAAGAAGAGAUACAUAUAUUUCACAUUGUCUGUGAAUAGAUGUAUUUAAAUGUUGUGAAUCAUGUACAAAUUGUAAAGAAUUUUAUUAGUAUAUAUAUAUUAUUCAAAUUUA
Molecule: messenger RNA, 931 nt
Organism: Portunus trituberculatus (swimming crab)
Lineage: Eukaryota; Metazoa; Arthropoda; Malacostraca; Decapoda; Portunidae
Product: mpv17-like protein 2
Exons: 4
Coding region: 130-741 (203 amino acids)
Biological process (GO): mitochondrial ribosome assembly
Cellular component (GO): membrane; cytoplasm
Source: RefSeq, a predicted model, not a curated record